Molecule: messenger RNA, 1350 nt
Organism: Pyricularia pennisetigena
Lineage: Eukaryota; Fungi; Ascomycota; Sordariomycetes; Magnaporthales; Pyriculariaceae
Exons: 5
Coding region: 1-1350 (449 amino acids)
Biological process (GO): mRNA splicing, via spliceosome; mRNA export from nucleus
Molecular function (GO): RNA helicase activity; ATP binding; RNA binding
Source: RefSeq, a predicted model, not a curated record
AUGUCUGCCGAAGAAGAUCUCAUCGACUACUCCGAUGAGGAGCUCAACACCAAUGAGACCGCCGCCCCGGCCACGGACUCGAACGGAAAGAAGGGCGAGCUCGCUGCCGGCGGCAACGUCGACAAGAAGGGCAGUUACGUCGGCAUCCAUUCUACUGGCUUCCGCGACUUCUUGCUGAAGCCCGAGCUCCUCCGCGCGAUCGGUGACUGCGGUUUCGAGCACCCCUCGGAGGUCCAGCAGACAUGUAUCCCUCAAGCCAUGUUGGGAGGAGAUAUUAUCUGCCAAGCCAAGUCCGGUCUGGGAAAGACGGCCGUUUUCGUCCUCACUACCCUCCAGCAGGUCGAGCCCGUAGCUGGAGAGUGCUCAGUCCUCGUCAUGUGCCACACUCGUGAACUGGCUUUCCAGAUUCGUAACGAGUACAACCGUUUCUCCAAGUACAUGCCUGACAUCAAGACUGGCGUUUUCUUUGGUGGUACGCCCAUCCAGAAGGAUGCCGAGUUGCUGAAGAACAAGGAGACUCACCCUCACAUCAUUGUCGGAACACCCGGACGACUUAACGCGCUUGUCCGUGAUAAAUUCUUGCGCCUUAGCAGCGUGCGCAUAUUUGUCCUUGAUGAGUGCGACAAGAUGCUUGACCAGAUUGACGUUCCCAUGGUGGUCGGUUGUAUUAACAAGACCCUAGACAUGCGCCGUGAUGUUCAGGAGAUCUUCCGUGCUACGCCUCAGCAGAAGCAGGUCAUGAUGUUCUCUGCCACGCUCUCGGAUGAGAUCAAGCCGAUUUGCAAGAAGUUCAUGCAGAACCCGACGGAGCACUACGUUGACGAGGACACCAAGUUGACGUUGCACGGUCUGCAGCAAUACUUUGUUGCUCUCGAGGAGAAGGAGAAGAACAGGAAGCUCAACGAGCUUCUGGAUGAUCUCCAAUUCAACCAAGUCAUCAUCUUCGUCAAGAGCACUUUGCGUGCCACAGAGCUUGACAAGCUUCUCCGCGAGUGCAACUUCCCUUCGAUUGCUGUACACUCGGGUGUCAGCCAGGAAGAGCGUAUCCGUCGGUACAAGGAGUUCAAGGAAUUCAAUAAGCGUAUUUGCGUAGCCACCGACGUGUUCGGUCGUGGUAUCGAUAUCGAGCGUAUUAACCUGGCUAUCAACUAUGACAUGCCUGCUGACGCCGACUCAUACCUUCACCGUGUCGGUCGUGCUGGUCGUUUCGGCACCAAGGGUCUCGCCGUCUCUUUUGUUACCAACGACCAGGACAAGGAAGUCCUGACUGCUAUCGAGAAGCGCUUCGAGGUUCCCAUUCCUGAGUUCCCCAAGGAUGGUAUUGACGCAAGCACCUAUAUGGCUUCGUAA